Microplitis mediator is the source of this 1274-nucleotide messenger RNA. Its product is annotated as alpha-crystallin B chain. Bases 217 to 915 code for a protein of 232 amino acids. Lineage: Eukaryota; Metazoa; Arthropoda; Insecta; Hymenoptera; Braconidae. The transcript is spliced from 4 exons. Gene Ontology annotation, molecular function: protein folding chaperone. Gene Ontology annotation, biological process: response to heat; protein refolding. The record is from RefSeq and is a predicted model, not a curated record.
AUGUGCGCCGCUCACUUUUGGAUCUGAGUUCGACUAAGCAUCACCGUUUGUUUAUUUACUACCAAAGUUACAGAUUUAUUUUCAGUGAUUUAAAAUCAACGCAACAGUAAAUUAAUAAAACUGUGUGUGAAAAUAAAUAAACUUAAGUGCCGUCGUGGUUUUGGAAUAAAAAUAAAAAAUUUUUUUUAAUUUCUUAAUUCUUAAAUUUGAAUAAUAAUGGCUGACAGUGGUACUAAGCGCAACAUUCCUAUCAAACUCGGCGACUUUAGCGUCAUUGAUAGCGAAUUCUCAAAUAUACGCGAGCGAUUUGAUGCUGAGAUGAGAAAAAUGGAGGACGAGAUGUCGAGAUUCAGAAGCGAACUUAUGAAUCGUGAGAGUAAUAACUUUUUCAAGACUACUUCUAGCCGACACCAUACAAGCAGCAGUGAACAUCGCACCUCAACGACCUCAAAGACGGAGGGUUGGGACAAAGUCGAUCAUCCUGCCGCGCCGUCAAAGCGUUCCGCGUUCGACAAGGCUUUCACCAGUACAACCUCACAGCAGAGUACUCAACAUAACAGCUCACUGAGCCCUCAGCAUGACUCACGUACCUGGUUGGACGGUCUCAACAGCCCACUUAUCCAAGACGAGGGUGAUAACAAAAUGUUAAAACUGAGAUUUGACGUAUCUCAAUACACACCCGAGGAAAUUGUUGUCAAAACUGUUGACAACAAGCUUUUGGUCCACGCAAAACAUGAAGAGAAAACAGAAAGUAAAUCAGUAUACAGGGAAUACAAUCGUGAAUUUUUAUUACCAAAAGGAACAAAUCCCGAGACUAUCAAAUCAUCACUUAGUAAAGACGGUGUCUUGACUGUUGAGGCUCCACUUCCAGCCCUCGGUGCCGGUGAAAAAUUAAUUCCCAUUGCCCACAGCUAAAUUAUUAAUAAAUUUUUUUAAAAUAUUAUCAAAUAUAAUUAAAAUUUGAUAAAAAAAAAGAAAAAAAAAAAAUUCCACAUUUUUUGAAUUGAAAAAUUAAAAAAAUUGUCCACUUUCCCUUUAGCCUCGUCUUUGAAUUUUUAUAUCGAUAUAUAAAUACAAAAAAAAAUUAUUAUUAACAAAUGCAAAUUUAUUAAGUGUGUUGAGAAUUUAAAAAAAUAAACUAAUUGACGGAUUAAUAUUUUAUGAGCCGUUAAAAUUAAUGCUGCUUCAAUAUUUAUACAAAUAUACAAUUUUUAUACAUAAAAAAAAUUUAUUAAUUUAAAAAAAUUCAUAUAUUUGCAAUUAAAAUUAAUAAA